Clonostachys byssicola is the source of this 3510-nucleotide messenger RNA. The record is from the annotation of a GenBank genome assembly. Lineage: Eukaryota; Fungi; Ascomycota; Sordariomycetes; Hypocreales; Bionectriaceae.
AUGCCUGGGUUGGUUUCUGCCACAGGUGUCCUGGCAUUUCUUGCCGAGGAGGAGCCUGAGCUCAGAGUCUUCGCUCUGCAGACCCUGAACGACGACAUUGACACCGUUUGGACAGAGGUUGCGGGUGCCUUGAGCCAGAUUGAGGCCCUCUACGAAGAUGAAUCCUUCCCCGAGCGACAGCUAGCCGCCUUGGUUCUUGCCAAGGUCUACUACCAUCUCCAAGCCUACAAUGACAGCAUGGUGUUUGCCCUCGCUGCAGGCGACCUGUUCAAGCUUGAUGCGCACGGCGAAUUUGAGGAGACCAUCAUCUCCAAGUGUGUCGACCAGUACAUUGCUACAUCCGCCGCGAAGAACCCUGGUCCCAAGCCCGCCAAGAGCACCGAGCUUCCUGAGCUUGCGACUACCUUCUCCAAUGUCCCUGAUGGGGCUGUCACCUCACCCACGACCCCCUUCUCCCAGACGACACUUCCUCCCAAGUCUCUUCUCUCUCGCGAUUCUAUCGAUGAAUCUGUGCUCGGCGCCACCUUCCAGCCUAUUGGAAAGAACGGGCGUUCUGGCUCCGUUGCCAACCUCCCCGACCAAGCUACCGAGUCCGCCCUGCAGAGAGUCAUCGAGCGCCUUUUCGAGAGCUGCCUCAAGCAGGGCCGCUACAGACAAGUGGUUGGCAUUGCCAUCGAGGCCAGGAAUCUUCAGGUUCUUCGCAGUGUCAUUAAGCGCGCUAGCGACGAUGCUGCUCGCUCCAAGAACAAGGUACAGGACGGAACCCCCGGGCCCGCUGAAGAGUUGAUGGAGUAUACGCUCAGUAUCUGCAUGGAUAUCGUCCAAGAACGUAGCUUCCGCCACGAAAUCUUGCGUUUGGUCCUAGACCUACUAAACGAGAUUCCUAACCCCGACUAUUUUGCCAUCGCCAAGUGCGUCGUCUAUCUCAACUCCGACGAGGAAGCGUCUCGCAUGCUGCAGACCCUGGUCGAUAACGGUGAUCGUACCUCGAUAGCAAAUGCCUACCAGAUCGCUUUUGACCUCUAUGACAAUGGGACACAGGAAUUUCUGGGCAAGGUCUUGGCCUCACUCCCAUCCCCUGGUCCCGACCCUAGCGAGGCGGCUCCCGAAAAACCCGCCAAGGCCACCGAAAACAAGGAUGCUGAGACUGAGCCUCUCCUCAAGGAGGAAAAUGACGAGGAGGACGAGGAUGAGGACGAGGACAAGCUUCCUGAAGAGGUUGCCAAAGUCUGGCGCAACAUUCGUUCCAUUCUGGAUGGUUCCAAGACAAUCCAGCUCAACCUCGAGUUCUUGUACCGUAACAACCGAACCGACCUCAGCAUUCUGACAAAGGUCCGCGACAGCCUCGAAGGCCGUAGCUCUAUCUUUCACAGUGCUGUCACAUUCUGCAAUGCCUUUAUGAACCAGGGUACUACAAACGACAAGUUUUUCCGUGACAACCUCGACUGGCUUGGCAAGGCCGUGAACUGGUCCAAGUUCACGGCGACCGCCGCCCUGGGUGUCAUGCACAGAGGCAAUCUGAAACAAUCACGAAAGCUUCUGGAACCCUACCUCCCUAGAGCCGGUGGGUUGGGCAGUGGCUCCGUUUACAGCCAGGGUGGCGCCCUGUACGCCUAUGGUCUGAUCCAUGCCAACCACGGUGCUGGUGCUCUCGAGUACCUCAAGACCCAAUUCAACAACGCUGAAGAUGAGGUCUUGCAGCAUGGUGGUGCUCUUGGUUUGGGCAUUGCAGGAAUGGCGACUGGUGACAUCGGCAUUUUCGAGAAGCUCAGGGACAUCCUGUUCCAGGACUCGGCGCUCAACGGCGAGGCUGUAGGUCUAUCCAUGGGUCUGAUUAUGCUAGGUACUGGCAAUGUCAAGGCCAUCGAGGACAUGAUCACUUACGCCCACGAGACGACUCAUGAGAAGAUUGUCCGUGGUGUGUCUAUCGGUAUGGCUCUCAUCAUGUACGGCCGUCAGGAAGGAGCCGAUGUCUUGAUUGAGGGUCUGCUGAACGACCCCGACCCAACUCUACGAUAUGGCGGUAUCCUUACGGUUGCCUUGGCCUACUGUGGUACCGGAAGCAACAAGGCUGUUCGUAAGCUCCUUCACGUUGCUGUCAGCGAUGUGAGCGACGAUGUUCGUCGUAUUGCUGUGAUGAGUCUGGGUUUCAUUCUCUUCCGCAAGCCCGGCAGCGUCCCUCGCAUGGUUGAGCUUCUUUCCGAGUCAUACAACCCUCACGUGCGGUAUGGAUCUGCUAUGGCUCUGGGUAUCGCCUGUGCUGGAACCGGUCUCGAUGAAGCUAUUGAUCUCUUGGAGCCGAUGAUGAAGGACCCAACCGACUUUGUGCGACAGGGAGCUCUGAUCUCUCUUGCAAUGAUUCUGGUUCAGCAGAACGAGGUGAUGAACCCCAAGGUCGCAUCAAUCCGCAAGACUUUAAAGAAGGUUGUUGGAGACCGUCACGAAGAUGCCAUGACCAAAUUCGGUGCUGCCCUGGCCCUGGGUAUCAUCGAUGCCGGUGGUCGCAACUGCACAAUUGGCCUCCAAACACAAACAGGUAACCUCAACAUGGCUGGAAUCGUCGGUAUGGCCGUCUUCACGCAAUACUGGUAUUGGUUCCCCUUCACCCACUUCUUGUCCCUGAGCUUCUCGCCCACUUCAAUCAUUGGACUGGAUCACAACCUCGAAAUUCCUGAUUUCAAGUUCCACUGCGCCACCCGCCAGAGCCUCUUUGAGUAUCCGCCAGAGCAAGAGGUCAAGGCCGAAGAGGGCCCAGCCUUGAUUGCAACCGCCAUUCUGUCGACAACUGCUCAGGCCAAGCGACGGGCCCAGAAGAAGGAGAAGGCUCAACGCCGCGAGAGCAUGGACAUUGACUCCGCUCCUGCCAGACCUUCGGUGGACGCCAUGGAUAUCGAGGAUAAGAAGAAGGACGAAGGCGAAAAGGAAGAGAAGGAAGAUAAGGAAGAUAAGGAGAAGAAGAGCGGCGAUGAUAAGGAGUCUAGCCCUGCCGAGUCCAAGAAGAAGCCCGAAAAGGAGAAGGUCGGGUUCGAGAUUGAGAACAUGACCCGUGUUCUCCCUGGCCAGCUCAAGUACAUCAGCUUCCCCGCUGGCAGGUACAAGCCCGUCAAGAAGCCUACUGGCGGACCUCUUUUACUUGACGACACACAGCCCGAUGAGCCCAAGACCUUGCUUGAGGAGAAGCUGAAGAAGGUCACAACAGAGCGGGCACCCGUUGCGGGAGCUGGUACUCAGCGGGGUGGACGAGGAGGCGGCCGAUCCAUCCUCGACGGACUGGUGGACCCAGGUCGUGCCUCAACUGGCAACUCGAUGGUGGACCAAAUCCUUCGAAAUGCACAGGGGCGGAAUUCGCCUUUGGCCAGCUUGUUGGAUCUUCCCUCUACCCCUGGAGCACCAGGUGCGACGGGAGCUGCUUAUGUCCCUGGAUUGGAGGAUGACGACGAUGACGAGGAUGCCAACGUGCCGAACGAGUUUGAAUACUACUCCGACAAUGGCAGUGACGAUGAGUUGUAG